Messenger RNA from Camponotus floridanus (Florida carpenter ant), 2694 nucleotides. RefSeq names its product spermatogenesis-associated protein 5. The record is from RefSeq and is a predicted model, not a curated record. Gene Ontology annotation, molecular function: ATP binding; ATP hydrolysis activity. Bases 263 to 2674 code for a protein of 803 amino acids. The transcript is spliced from 7 exons. Gene Ontology annotation, cellular component: cytoplasm. Lineage: Eukaryota; Metazoa; Arthropoda; Insecta; Hymenoptera; Formicidae.
AAGUAGAGCAGAAAAAGAGUGAGAGAGAGAGGCACUGCGAUGUUACCUAAUCGUAAAUUAGCCACGCAAACUACGGCAAGGACUGCCCACCGUCCCCUUGUGCUUUAAUCAAAUCAAAAGGAUGGAAAGCAUGCAUAUGUCAGGCGCUGAUGGUGGAGACUGUGUCUAAACAUAAUCCAAUAAUCUAUUAUUUAUUGUGAGACGUUAUCAUCUUUAUUUUAGAGACCACCUUUAACUGAAAAGAUACUCAUGUUUUUAUAGGAUGUCUACUAAAUCGAGAAAGAGUUUGUCGUCAUCGUCACCCUCGUGGCAGCAAUGUGACAAGUGUCAAUGUGCUCUAACGCAGAAAGAUAUUUUAUUGCACGAAGCAAACUGUCCACCUUCCACAGAAAGUUGGAAUCAUUCUUUCAUCUCUGAUGGAGUUUUAUACAGCACGAUAGAAGUUUUCCAAUCACAAGAAUUACCCAAACAUAUCUCUGAGAGGGAUGCUAAUGAUAUGGUGUUUAUAUCACAGUCUGCUUUCCAAUUAUGCGAUAUUGCUAUUGGAUCAUCAACUGUUAUUGCGACCAAAGAUGAGGUACUUGUUAAAACAGCUUGGCCAACUAAUGAAAAAAGUUUGACAAGUGUCUCUUUAACAAAACAUGCCAUUGAAUUAAAUAAUCUUGCAGGAUUAGUAAAAGUAUAUGUGUUGAAAUCUGAUGUCUAUAUUGCUAAGGAGAUAGUAAUAAAUCAAUUGGGAAAACAUUUAAUAUCUAAUGUAACCACAGAACUUGAUAAUAUUCUGAAAUAUUUUAACGAGCAGAAGAUAUUUGCUAUUGGUAAUAGAUUAAGCGUGCCAUACUAUGGAAAAAAGAUAGCAUACAGAAUUGUUCAAAUUAAGAUGGGUGAAACUAGGAAGGAACAAAUCAAAACACUAGAUGAAAAUCUAUCAGAAGCUUUUAAAAACAUAAAUCUGACAAGUAAUCAAACAAAAAUAACUUUUUAUAAAGCAUUGUACACAACAAAAUGGACAGUUUUGAAUGUUGCAGAAGAUGGAAAUAGUACCUUGAAAAAAAAAUUUAGAAUUGAAGAUAUAGGAGGAUACAGUGAUCUCAUAUCUGAUAUAAGAGAUGUAGUUACAAUAGGUAUUGGCAAAUACAGAAGCAUAGAGCACUUUGGUGUCAGUAAAGGAAUAUUAUUAUAUGGUCCCAUUGGUGUUGGUAAAUCCAUGAUAGCCAAUGCUAUAAUUUCAGAAUGUAAUGUUAAUGCAUUUACUGUGUAUAGUUCAGAUAUCUAUAGCAAGUCUAUUGGUGAAACAGAAAAUAAACUCAAAGAGAUAUUCAACAAAGCAAUGUCAAAUAUUCCUAGUAUAAUCUUAUUGGAAGAUAUAGAUAAUUUGUGUCCCAAAAGAAGUAAUUCCAGCACGGAUCACGAAAGGAGAGUUCUUGCUCAACUAAUAACGCUUUUCGAUGAUCUACAAAGUACCAAUAGUGAUAUUGUAAUAAUGGCUACAACUUCAAAAUUAGAUUUUAUAGAUAGUUCUCUGAGGAGACCUGGCAGAUUAGAUAUGGAAUUUGAGAUUUAUGUACCAACUCCAAACAUGCGUACAGAAAUACUAAUAAAAUUACUUUCAAAGAUCCCCAAUACACUUUCACAUGAGGAUAUACAGAAUAUCUCGUUUGUCACUCAUGGUUUUGUUGGUGCAGAUUUAUAUGGUUUGUGCUCAAAAGCAAUAAUUAAUGCAGUGAAAUAUCAGAAAGACAAGAUUAUGUUAGACGAUGAACCAAAGGUAACCAUGAUUGAUUUUCAUCAUGCUUUGAUUACAACAAAACCUUCAGCUAUGAAGGAAGUUUUAGUGGAAGUAUCAAAUGUAAGGUGGUCAGAUAUCGGUGGACUGGAGGACUUGAAGUUAAAAUUAAAACAAGCUGUCGAAUGGCCGCUGAGACAUCCUGAAGCGUUUGCAAGAAUGGGUAUUACACCUCCUAGAGGUGUUUUAAUGUUUGGACCGCCAGGAUGUUCAAAAACUAUGAUUGCGAAAGCUCUCGCUACUGAGAGUAAAGUAAAUUUCCUCAAUAUUAAGGGUCCAGAGUUAUUUUCGAAAUGGGUCGGCGAGUCCGAGAAAGCUGUAAGAGAAAUAUUCCGAAAGGCAAGACAAGUAGCACCGUCCAUCAUAUUCAUCGAUGAGAUAGAUGCAUUAGGUGGUGAGAGAGGUUUCUCCAAUGGUAACGGCAGCAACGUGCAGGAACGAGUACUGGCUCAAUUAUUGAUUGAACUCGAUGGUGUUACGACUCUGGGAAGCGUCACAUUAGUAGCGGCUACUAAUCGACCGGAUAAAAUUGACAAAGCACUUCUUCGACCUGGACGAUUAGAUCGUAUAAUAUACGUUGGAUUACCGGACGAAGAAACCAGACGAGAAAUAUUCAACAUAAAAUUGCAAAAUAUGCCGAUCGCGAAGGAAGAAAAUAUCGAAGACAAAGUAAAUAUCGACGACCUGGUUUCUUUAACGGAAGGCUACACCGGUGCAGAAAUCCAAGCGAUAUGUCACGAAGCCGCUAUGAAAGCGUUAGAAGAGAAUCUUAACGCCACUGUUAUUGUUAAGAAGCAUUUCAAAGCUGCAUUCAAAAUCGUCACUCCUAGAACAUCCAAUUCCCUUCUCCAGAUUUACGAGGAUUAUAAUAAAAAUAAUAAUAAAUGAAUAAAUUAUGAAGAUUCUAA